GAGAUAUCGCAAAUAGGCGACGAGACGCGUGGAUAUGAUAAAACCAUUUUAGUGCUCCAACAUUUAUUAACAAUAUGGAGCCAUCGAAUCGGGCACCUGCAGAGACACGCUCUCCGGGUGUUCAGAACGGCGUAGAGACACCAUUUGUCCGACCACCACUCAACAGAGCAGAUUCUCGAUCAUCCCUUUCAUCACCAUCACCACGACCACUUGGCCCUCAACAAAGGCCCCAAUUCUUUCCUGGGGGUCCAGUCACAAAUUCACCAUUAGGACCUCGACCAGGAGCUCCUACGCCUAGAAGUCCACUUACUACUGGACCAGGGUCACAAUCUGUUCGACCACAGGUGCAACAAUAUCGUCCAGUUGGUCCUCAGUCAAUAGCACCACAACAAGGCCCUCGGCUACAGCAACCUCAAUCUCAACCUCAACGACCACCAGUUCCAAAUAAUUUGCAGUUUGGCCCUAGGCAGCCACCCCAAUUUGGUAGUGCUUCCACGCCUGAAGGGGUAAGGCCAAAUAUAAACCCACAGGCAAACGGAUCGUUUAGGCAAAAUACGCCUUCUGGACAAAACUCAGGUCAAAUUUCGAGGCAGUCAUCACAAAAUUCACUAAACAUUUCUGAUUCUAACACACCUCAAAACAAACCAGCCAAUCUGGAUAAUCAAAAUAUUAAUAAUGAAAGUCAACAUAUCAACAAGAUUGAAAGCAAUAACGAUAUGGCUGGUGCAGCAAAAGGGCGUAGUUUUAGCAUUUCAGCAGCACCGGGGGCACCGAGUCCAUUUAAAGCGGAAGAUGAUAGACGUAAAUCUGUAAGUGCUGUUAGUGGUCGAUAUGAUGAUUUAAAUAUACGAAACCCUGGUCUGGGACAGAUACAAGAGACCGUUGGUAGUAAGGAUAAUAUUCGUGGAUCUAAAGAAAGUGUACGAUCAGAAGCUUCUAAUGACGGAGCUCGGGACAUAACUGAUCGCCCAGAAACACGUUUAGCUGGAUCCAAGAUGACAGAAUCUUUUAUGGGCUCACUAUCCAAUUUAGCUACAAAGAAAAAAAAUGAUGACGAUGACGAUGUUGUAUCACAAAACAAAUUGGGUGUGGGCAAAACUGAUAGCCAACAAAAUAAAACUGAUCUCUCUGAUCGCUCGCCAUCAUUAACAAGAAGUGACGAUUCGCCAGAGCCCAAAAAUGUUUUACAAAAUCCUAUUUUGCCUAACAAAUCACAAAGUGUUACUCCCGAACCACAGAGACCAAAGACACCAAAAAUCGAAGUAAAACCUGAUAUUUAUGAAUCUAAAAAAACUAUAAGUCCAACUUCCCAGAGAUCAGAGUCGAAAUCGCCUAUGUUGGAAUCUAAAUCUCCCAUACCUGAUAAUAAAUCUCAUACGCCAUCAAAUAAGAAGCCGAUGGAACUAAAUACGAAUCAAACGCCAGUUGAUUCUAAGAGAUCUACGCCGCGAAAAGCAGCAUCUGCACCUAAGUCGAGGCCGAAAGAUGGAGACAAUGACAGUGGCGUCGAUGAAUCCACUCAAGGAAAUGACUUAAAUGGCUCCCCUGGAUCACCAAACAAGCCACUUCCCAGCAAAUUGCCAACUAAAGAGAAGUCAAAUAGCAGCCUAAAACCAAGCCUUUCUAGAUCUUCGAGCAAAAGUGCUACUGCUAAGACACCGGAGACUCCUGUGCCGAUUGACAAGAAAAAAGUACCGAUGAAUAAAAUACAAGUCGGAAGUGCACCAUCACCAAAUAUUAAAGCUGUUAAGUCCAAGAUUGGAUCCUUGGAAAACACAACAUACAAACCUGGCGGAGGAAAAGUGAAGAUCGAAAAUCGAAAACUCGAUUUUAAUAAUGCAGCUCCAAAAAUUGCAGCUAAGAAUGAGGCGUAUACUCCUAGUGGUGGCGUAAAAAAGAUAACGUCAACAAAGCUGGAAUGGAAUGCCAAAUCGAAGAUAGGUUCUCUACAAAAUACGUCCUACAAACCAGGAGGUGGUGACAAAAAGAUAGAAACCGUCAAACUGGACUUCAAAGAAAAAGCUAAACCGAAAGUUGCAUCUACUGUUAACAUUACUCACAAACCAGGCGGUGGAGCAAUCAAGAUCGAAAACCAAAAGUUGGAAUUCAAAGCACAAAGCAAAGUGGGCUCCCUCGACAACGUGAAACACAGACCAGGAGGCGGUGACAUCAAAAUAUUCGACGAUAAAGAUUACAUAAAGCAGGUCGGAGGUCACUCCCCUCUUCCUAGUAGUGGGCAGUCACGGCAGGAGCCCGAAUAUUUGUACACACAUUAUUGACUCGGUUAAGAGUCCAGUACCGCCGCCGGCGCAGCCUCCAAAGGCGGACGAGAAUCUGAAUGAGCAACACAGUUAAACAGUGCACGUCGAAUCCGAUAUUAAUUUUCAGUCCAAAUUCUAUACGUUCCGUAUAAAUACAAUAUUAAUUUUUUUAAUGUUUCUAAUUUUUCAUAGAGCAUUUGCUUUCUAGCAAACGAGAGUGCCAAUGUAGAACUGUGUGAUUUUGAUCCAAUAAGUUUUAAAUUAUACAUUAGUUUAAUAUAUAAUAUCACUAGCACUACAUCUGUAAAACUAGUUUUGUGAAACCACAAAAUCACCAACAAUAUUUUUGUAUUAAAAGCGAACAAAUUGUUUUGUUAUUGCACUUCAGUAUAUUAGAAGCUUAGUCCCCGUUGUGUUAAUUAUAGUUUUAAGCACUUAUGUUGUACCUCUCACGUUGUUCAUUGUAUUAAUAAAAAUAUUUGAUGUAAUUUUAUUUUAUUAGAUUUAUUAUUAGGUCUAAAAUGAUAAAGUUGAUUCUGGAAUGGUAAUUUACUGAGGUAUUUGCUUUGCUUUCGAUAUUUAUCGUUGUGCUAUGCUGAUUACAAAUUAAAUAUUUCGAAAGCAUCGCAUAUUGGAGUUUGACUGAUCCGAGAUAAUUUAUAUGUAGGAAUAUUUUGUAUGUAUUUAUAAUUAAUUAUAGAUUUAGCUGUACUGAUUAAAUGUUGACGCUUUAAAUUCACAUUUUCUUUGCGAUGUCUAGUUACAUUUAAAAAUGUAACCUUUACAUUUAAAUUAAAUAAUUAACAUUUUGGUCUCUAUAACACAAAAUAUGUAUUUAAAUUCACUUCCGGUGUCAUACUACAAUAUAUAAAAUUAAACGCAUUUAGUAUUAUAUAGUCAUCUGAAGUAAGCAGAAUCAAAUAUACAUUACAGCUACCUAUACUAAAAUUUGUAAUUGUCAAGUUUAAUACAAAAUAACAUAUUAAUA
This is a messenger RNA of Pieris napi, 3249 nucleotides long. It is a transcript of the gene tau, whose product is annotated as serine/arginine repetitive matrix protein 2. The transcript is spliced from 9 exons. Gene Ontology annotation, cellular component: neuron projection. The record is from RefSeq and is a predicted model, not a curated record. Gene Ontology annotation, biological process: neuron projection development; microtubule cytoskeleton organization. Gene Ontology annotation, molecular function: microtubule binding. NCBI's taxonomy places the organism in Eukaryota, Metazoa, Arthropoda, Insecta, Lepidoptera, Pieridae. Bases 75 to 2279 code for a protein of 734 amino acids.